GCAGAUCAACGCGCGGUUCACCCACUCUCGCCUUUGCACCCAGACUACCAGCACCCGGAUGAUCUCUACGACGCCAAAAUGCCCUCGCCUAACGAGGACGGUCCAACAAUGUCAUUCAAGUACGUCAAUGUCCCGAAUGCGCCCCAGGACGGCUACAACUCUCGCCGCCAGAGGCAAUCACUGGAGGAUGAUACAGUAAAUGCUCCGCAGAGGAGGCUGACGGUUCCAUCGACUCCUACGAGGAAUAUUGGCUUCACGGUGUUGCAGACUAUGAGGCGGCCGAUUCCGCCGCUAAGGAUUGUCACGACUCCCAAGGCUGUGGUCCCUCCACCACAAAUCGCGAUCCCAACCUUACCUUUGACACCAUUCUCGGCUAGUCUGACGAAUGCUGUCGAUGCAGUUGGUACCGCCGCUACUGAAGGUGCAGGAGAAGGGCGAGCUCAAAAGUUCCACCAUGAGCAGCUUACGCCCGUGUCAUCUGUUUGCUCGAACGCGUCCUUGAAGGAGAGUAAGACCCUCACAUUGGAUCAAGAACCAAACAUUGGGGGUGCUAUGACAGUAGGGGGCCGAAAGCGAAGCUACUCGAAUCUAGUCAAGCGUUCUUUGGCAGAGUCGCCUCGUUUGGGUGGGUCUUCGCCUAGCAGACAGCGUGCGUUGUCAACAACGCGCUUGCCCGUGCCAAUCAGGCCCUUGACGACCUCGAGCGCCCACCGCGAUGCGCGUGCUGCUCGCUGAGAGAAGCAAGGG
This is a messenger RNA of Gamsiella multidivaricata, 747 nucleotides long. RefSeq lists its product as uncharacterized. The record is from RefSeq and is a predicted model, not a curated record. NCBI's taxonomy places the organism in Eukaryota, Fungi, Mortierellomycota, Mortierellomycetes, Mortierellales, Mortierellaceae. The coding region runs from base 79 to 735 and encodes 218 amino acids. The transcript has a single exon.